AUGCCUGAGGCAAACUAUUUACUCUCAGUUUCCUGGGGCUACAUAAAGUUUAAAAGAAUGCUCAACCGGGAGCUAACCCACCUAUCUGAAAUGAGCAGGUCAGGCAAUCAGGUCUCGGAAUAUAUAUCAAACACAUUCUUAGACAAACAACAUGAAGUUGAAAUCCCUUCUCCGACACAGAAAGAGAAAGAGAAAAAGAAGAGGCCGAUGUCCCAGAUCAGUGGAGUCAAAAAACUGAUGCACAGCUCCAGCCUAACUAAUUCCAGUAUUCCCAGAUUUGGAGUUAAAACAGACCAAGAAGAUGUUCUUGCCAAGGAACUAGAAGAUGUGAACAAAUGGGGCCUUCAGGUUUUCAGAGUAGCAGAGUUGUCUGGAAACAGACCUUUGACAGUCAUCAUGCACACCAUUUUUCAGGAACGGGACUUGUUAAAAACAUUUAAGAUUCCAGUAGACACUUUAAUAACUUACUUGAUGACCCUAGAAGACCAUUACCAUGCAGAUGUGGCAUAUCACAAUAACAUACAUGCUGCAGAUGUUGUUCAGUCAACUCAUGUCCUGCUAUCAACCCCGGCAUUAGAGGCAGUGUUCACUGAUUUGGAGAUUCUUGCAGCAAUUUUUGCCAGUGCAAUACAUGAUGUAGAUCAUCCUGGGGUUUCAAACCAGUUUCUUAUCAACACAAAUUCUGAACUUGCCUUGAUGUACAAUGACUCAUCAGUACUGGAGAAUCAUCACUUAGCUGUGGGGUUCAAGCUGCUGCAGGAAGAAAAUUGUGACAUUUUCCAGAAUUUGACAAAAAAACAGAGGCAAUCAUUGAGGAAAAUGGUCAUUGACAUUGUACUUGCAACAGACAUGUCUAAGCAUAUGAAUCUACUGGCUGAUUUAAAAACUAUGGUUGAAACCAAAAAAGUGACCAGUUCUGGUGUCCUACUUCUUGAUAACUAUUCAGACAGGAUUCAGGUUCUCCAGAAUAUGGUGCACUGUGCAGAUCUAAGCAAUCCAACCAAACCACUCCAUCUCUACCGCCAAUGGACAGACAGAAUAAUGGAGGAAUUUUUCCGUCAGGGAGAUCGGGAAAGAGAGAGGGGAAUGGAGAUAAGUCCCAUGUGUGAUAAGCACAAUGCAUCUGUAGAAAAAUCACAGGUGGGUUUUAUAGACUACAUUGUUCAUCCUCUGUGGGAGACAUGGGCAGAUCUUGUUCACCCAGAUGCCCAGGAUAUCUUGGAUACACUGGAGGACAAUCGAGAGUGGUACCAGAGCACAAUCCCUCAAAGUCCCUCUCCUGCAGCUGAUGACCAGGAAGAGGGUAGGCAGGGCCAAACUGAAAAAUUCCAGUUUGAACUAACACUGGAGGAAGACGGUGAGUCAGACACCGAAAAGGACAGUGGAAGUCAAGUAGAAGAAGACACCAGCUGCAGUGACUCCAAGACUCUUUGCACCCAGGAUUCAGAAUCCACUGAAAUUCCUCUUGAUGAGCAAGUAGGGGAAGAAGUAGAAGAGGAGGAGAACCAGACAGAACCUUGUGUGGUAGAAGACCAUUCUCCUGACACAUAACAAUGAAGACGCAGUCUUUUUCUCUCUUGUCCUCUCCCUUUCUUUUCCUCUUUCUCUCUGUUUUUUUGUUUUGUUUUGUUUUAUUAGGUAAUGGUUUCCAAAGUGUAUGUCAUAUGCUACAACCAUAGUCACAACUCGCUGUCAUCUGCCAGGACGUUUGUUGAUCAAAACUGACUUUGAUGACUCAGUUUGGCGCUCAGGAAUAUUGUAACCAGAAUUUUCACCUCCAUGGCAUCAGAAAGCAGGGAGGAGAACAUCCAUAAACUACAUUUUUAUAAGCUCUCCAUUUGGCAGAUUUGAUUAAAUAAAGCAAAUGUUUUCAGAGGAGUACCACCUGCCAACCAAAUGCUGGUAUGCUUUGAUAGUUUUUGAAUUCAUUGUAUUUCACAAGCAAAGGAUUGGAUAAUGUCCAUCAUGAGAGGAAACAGACAGAAAAGAAACUGGGUUCCUGCUAGAAAACAAAUGCACAUAAAUAAUGGGACAACAUGAUUCUGUUACCAAUAGGAAGAUGAGCUGUGGAAAUUGUGUAAUUUUCUAAUUUCAAGUCUUCCUGAUACAUGACUGAAAAAAGUGUGACCCAGUGGGUUGCGCUAGCCUCUGCAUUUUGUAUAAUAUGUAAAAGCAAGAUCUUUUGUAGAGCUUACUUUUAUUAUUAAAUGUACCAAGGUAUU
This is a messenger RNA of Pelecanus crispus (Dalmatian pelican), 2222 nucleotides long. RefSeq names its product phosphodiesterase 4D (gene PDE4D). The record is from RefSeq and is a predicted model, not a curated record. Gene Ontology annotation, molecular function: 3',5'-cyclic-nucleotide phosphodiesterase activity. Gene Ontology annotation, biological process: signal transduction. Lineage: Eukaryota; Metazoa; Chordata; Aves; Pelecaniformes; Pelecanidae.